AUGAAGGGUGCUGAUUUUUGGGAGUAUGAAUUGAAGGGGGAUGUUAGUUGGUAUUGGAAGAAAAUUUUCCUUCUAAGGAAGAGAUUUAGCAAGCACAAUGUGAUAGCUGCUGUUACAAAUGGGAAGUUUAGAGCUUCUCGGCUUUAUAAUGGUCUCUUACAGCAGAAUAUUGAUUGUUAUGAUAAGGCUGUUUGGUGUAAUUUAUUGCUGCCCAAGCAUAGAUUCAUCCUUUGGCAGGUGGUUCAUGGUCAUCUCCUCACAAGAGACAACUUUUCCAAGUUUCACAUUGAGUUAGAGACUAAAGGUUGUCAUGUUUGCAACUUUGAAGAGGAGAGUCAUAGUCAUUUGUUUUUCAGUUGCAGAUACUCAAGAAUUGUUGUGCAGCGAAUCUUUGACUGGUGUGGGUAUUUGUCGUGGCCAUUGGACUUCAAUGGCUGGUUAUGUUGGUUGUCUAGUAAAAAUCCUGGUAUAAUCAUUCUUGUAAUUGCUGUCACAGUUUAUAUGAUUUGGAAGAAUAGAAACCACUGUGUCUAUAAUGAUAGUUGUUAUAUUGUGUUGAAAUCAGUAAAGGAAAUUAAACAUAUAGUUCAUGAUAGGGUGUAUAACAUGAAGGAUAGGAAAGUUGUGCUUGCUGAAAAAGGCUUGUUUUUGCGCCUUCUUCAGUAG
Cannabis sativa is the source of this 666-nucleotide messenger RNA. RefSeq lists its product as uncharacterized. NCBI's taxonomy places the organism in Eukaryota, Viridiplantae, Streptophyta, Magnoliopsida, Rosales, Cannabaceae. The record is from RefSeq and is a predicted model, not a curated record. The coding region runs from base 1 to 666 and encodes 221 amino acids. The transcript has a single exon.